CCCACAGCAAUGGUGGUAAUGAAGAGAAAACGGUUGGUACCCUACCCACCCGUUCCAUCAAAAAUAAUAAGUAAGAAAGGUGAAAAAGCUGAAAUUUGAAUUUGUGUGUACUCAUAUCAUAAGCAUAUCUUUGCUUCUUUUUGCUUUACAUGCAACCAAACCAAACACACAACAGCAAACAUAUGGUAUCAUAACCUUCGCCAUUAUUUGGCAUUGGCCCCCUCCAUCAUAUCCAUUUUUUCAUAUCCCAAGAACACAAACCUUCUCUUUUUUUUUUUUUUUUUUUUUUUUUUUUUAAUUUUUAAUAUUAUUUUCCUUUUUCUCAUUGCCGUUGACUGACCAUUCCUCUAACUUCAUCAAAUUCUCACUCUCUUUUCCACAACCACCACACACAUAAAUAGCACUGGUUUCUUUUGUAUAUAUAGACAUUAAGUAAUAUUAUUAUUCCAAAGAACAUUAUAACUAAAACAAACCAUGGCUUAUGCUUCUUCCUUAUGUUGCUGGGAUCUUCAAAACCUUGGGGUUCUCAACGCAGACAUGUCUUUAGUUAUGGAUGGAACUUCCCCAUUUUUCUCAUCUUUGGAUUCUGAUUUCUCAACUGGGUAUUUAGAGGAUGCUUUACUCGAAUUUACUGAACGUUCAAAACGACGACGACUGUUGUACACUGAUGAUCGUCAUCAAGCUAAAAUAUCGACCGACCAUCUUGCUAAGAGCUACUGGAGUGAAAACUAUGACUGUGAAAUCUCAGAGAAUUUUAGUUGGAUGAGUCACAUUACGAGUAGCCGUGGAGUUUCAGAUGAACAUAUAAACACAUCAAUAAGCAACAGCAUAAGUGAAGAGGCAAAUGCGAUUACAGAGAUUAAAACACCUGAAGAGGAAAUAUCAGCCUCUGAACCACUCGAUUCAUCAUCUUCUUCCUAUAAAGAUUCUAUAAAAUCCAAGUCCUUAUUCGAUAGGGAAAACCUUCCUCAUCUUGGUGAUGAGAAGAGAAAGAAAAGAGUGAUAACAGGGGUAGUGUAUCCAUUUGCAUUAGUGAAGCCAGGAGGAGUUGAAGGUGACUUGACUAUAAAUGAUAUCAAUGAGAGGAUCUUAAUGCCACCGACAAGGCCGGUUAGGCAUCCAGUGGGUGAUUUUGCUUGUAGGCCAUGUGUAUCUGCUGAUGGAACAGGCCUUUCAGGGAAAGCAGUGGUGGCCCUAACAAGAAUCCAUACUCAAGGGAGAGGAACGAUCACCAUUAUUAGAACCAAAGGUUAAAGCUAAAGUUUCACAUAUAUUCUGUACUCAAAUCAUUUUGCUGUGCUUACUUCAUGCGUUGUCUGUUUUAAAUUGUAUAGAGGAAAAGCAAAAGUUUAUAGAGAUGUAUGCGGUUGUAAAAUGGUUACCUUUUUUUUUUUUUUUAAACAGAGUUAUAGUCAGUAAUUUUAUGCAUAUAUGGUGGUGUGCGUUGUUUGCUUAAAGAUUGCAGAACCCAAUAACAAGAACAUAUCAUGAUCUGAACUCAAAUGGAAGUGUGUAGAGAGAAAAAGGGGGAAAAAGAGAAAAAAGAAAUAAAGAAAAAAGAGAGGAGAAGGAGAAAAAGAAAAAGUUAAUGUCCAAAAUCGACAGUGGAAAUAUUUGUAUGACAGAGACAUCAGUCCUUGGCAUGCCAAUGUCCUUCUGCCGUUCUCCAAUUUGGCAUCGUUUGGUACAAAUAAUACAUUGGUCCUAAAUCCUUAUAUAAGAUUAGCUGUGGGCAAAAGGGAGAGAGAGAGGAAGUGGGAUGUCCUGAAUAAACUGAUCAAUUUCCUCUCACCAAUAAGGCUGCUGCACAGUACCCUCAGCUUUAAGUGGGUUCUUCAGGUUGAGUUUUAAAAAAUGACCAACACUACAUCUCCUGCUUUGGAUCUAUUCUAUGCACAUAAUUCAAACAAAAAAACCUUGUCCUAUAGUAUAUUGUAUAAUUUGCCACAAAGUU
Messenger RNA from Ricinus communis (castor bean), 1954 nucleotides. RefSeq names its product protein XRI1. Gene Ontology annotation, biological process: male meiotic nuclear division; female meiotic nuclear division. The transcript is spliced from 5 exons. Lineage: Eukaryota; Viridiplantae; Streptophyta; Magnoliopsida; Malpighiales; Euphorbiaceae. The coding region runs from base 475 to 1254 and encodes 259 amino acids. The record is from RefSeq and is a predicted model, not a curated record.